Molecule: messenger RNA, 1899 nt
Organism: Tuber aestivum (summer truffle)
Lineage: Eukaryota; Fungi; Ascomycota; Pezizomycetes; Pezizales; Tuberaceae
Source: the annotation of a GenBank genome assembly
AACGACAACGACGUGGGUACCUCUGAGCGAGCGAACGAACAAAACUUCAUUUCAACCGAGUAUCAUAGUACGGGAACUGCCCGUAUUGGCGGAUUUGUAUUUUCGAUUAGAGGUUGCAGAGAAUAGCACAUCAAUUCACCGGUACAGUGCACUUCCUGGUCGGGUGCAGAGUGUUGGGGCAGGGCUGAGGGUAGUCAUAUAUAGACAUAGGUUGGAGGUAGCGUAAGUAUCGUCAGCUAGCUUGCACGAAAAGCUUGCAUCCUUGCCUUAUUUAUUUGUUUAUACUAAAGUAGACUCGAUAGAGUAGGCAAAAGUAUCGCUACUACUAGAUGAAGCUCACAGCACUUCUCCCCCUCAUUCUGUCCUUCGCGGACACCGUCCUAACCAGAAAAAUCCCACAAAAUCUUCAAUCCUUCCUCGACGAGUACAAAGUUCGUAUUCGCAACUCCCGCACACUUCUUCCUAUCGAUCGGGCGAACUAAAAUAAGUAUUCUCCACAGGGCGGAAAAUGCCCGGUAGAGCUGAAGUCCGGCUUCCAGUUUUCCGAAAAUCAGGCCAAAUCGGCAAAGUAUUGUGCAACCCCCGACCGUAAAUUCCUCUGGAUUGCUGGUCCCAAAUCCCUCGCGGAUAUGGACAUUGACUGCGACGGCGCCAACCGCUCCGCCGGGAAAUGCUUGAACGACCCAACGGGGCAGGGCCAGACAGCGUUUAAAGAUAGAGUGGCGAAAUUCGGGAUAGAGGACCUGGACUCUAAUAAGCAUUCCUACAUUGUGUUCGGGAAUCAGAAGUAUUCGCCCUCGUUCGAACCGACGCAGUACGGAGUGCCGGAGUUGGCUGUUGCGGUGGUGGUUUGUGGGGGGCAGUUUGUACGUUUGCGCUUUCUAUCCGAUCAGCUUGAAGGGAAGGGGUUAGGGCUCAGAGUGGGGUUGUGGAUGUGGUCUAGUUCUAUGCCGUCUGGGGCGACACGAACGGUGGUACGCUCGUUGGUGAAGCGAGCAUUUCCCUAGCGACCGCUUGCUUUGGCCAGAGCAUGACGGGGGAUAGUGGACACUCUGAGAGUGAUGUUUUGUACCUUGUUUUCACGGGGAAUAGAGCUGCUAUAGCUUCUGCUGCAGACUGGUAUGAUACAGCUAACCCCCUCCGACCGCCCUCCCCUGAGCGGCUAUCGUUAUUAAAAAUCCCAGGAAAGCAACAACAUUCCAAGACUUUGAAAAUUCCCUCGAACCGUACGGGGGGCCUCUACUUGAGGAGCUGUACGUAUACCUCAUUUAUUCCUUUCCAAAAUUUCCAUAGCCUGGCUUUAGUGCUCCCUUCGUGUUUGAUAAUUUGUCAUUGUCUUUCCUUUUUUCCCCGACUGGAACAUGGAUUAAUGGGAAUUAAACAACAGAUGUGCCGAGUACGCUGGCGAGCAAGGAUGUUACGGAGGAGAUGGCUCGCGCACAGGUUCUACCGGUGACGGCGGUAAAUCAGGGAACAAGUCUCUUGGCACACGAGUGAUCUGGGGUGAUACUGCCGCCCGCUAUUGGCUUGCGUUCGUGGUGGGUGCGGUUGGGGCAUGGGCCCUUUUUGGGGUUUUUCCCUGGCCCGGGUGAGGGGGAGGAGUGGCUUCUUGAGUUGGGGUUGGUAAUCAUCGUAAUUGCGUAUUCGGGGUUGGUUUAGGUGGGUUUGGUGUAUGAUGGCUGGUGGGUAAGUUAGGUAUUGAGUGAGGGGUGGGGUUUGCAAAUGGCUGAUGUAUUAUCAUUAAAUUUUAUAAAGAACUGAAUGGCUUCUUGCACUAUACUUGUACUGGUAUCAUAGUAACUGAAAGUGCUUUUGACACUGCCGCAGUCACGCACUUGAUCGGCUAGAUAGGUCAUCAGACGGUUCUAUAGUAAGGGCUACUUUCUAUCUAUUUCUCCC